AAUGUAACCGAGCAAACUCACACCCCCUCCUCUCACGAACCCCCGCUGUUACGAAAAGCAUACUAAAAAGAAUUGAAGGAAACUCUUCCGAGGUUGAUCCUUCCUUCGCUCGUCGAGUUCGAAUCCAAAUCCGAAAACUCUCGCUUUCUUCGAUAGCAAUUCCCCCCGUCUUGCUUCUCAAUCCCUGAGUCCUCGGCCAUCGCGAGGGGCGAUGUUGUGAUAGCGGAUUUGUACGCCUUCUCCAGCGAAAAAGGUUUGGAAUCUGAUGCGGCUUAGAGGGUUAGGGUUUUGGAUUCUUGGAGAUCUUGGAGAUCAUACUCUUGUGCGAUUAAAGAGAGGGUUUUAGUCGUUUUCUGAAUUACUGGUAAUCGGAGUUGUUAUGAUAGCAAGCAGAACUCUCCCUCUCCCCCUCCUCUCCCUCCUUCCCUCCUUUUUCUUUUAAAAGAAUUAGCUGAAAGUUUCUAGCUUGAAUCAUGUAGGAAACUCCAAAGUGUUUGAACUUCGAAGAAGAGAUUACUGAAAGUGAGAUGUUUGGACAAGGCGGCUAUGCCCCCCAGUUUCGGCAUGGGCCGCCGCCACCUCCAUUGCAGCAAGCCCCUCCAGGGCACCCUGCUCCCUUCCAGCAAACUCCACUUGGUCUGCCCCCUCCUGCUAUCCAACAUGGCCCCCCACCUAAACCACAAAUUCACCAAGCUCCAUCUGGCCCGCCUUCCGUUCCCUAUCCGCAUGCCCUGCCUCCUCCACCGGCUCAGCAGCCUCUCCACUUCCCACCUCCUGCACCAAUGAACAUGGGGCAGCCUUACAUCCACCCCCAUGAAAGUGCCCCAAUGUUCCCUUCUUAUGCUCGGCCUGGCACUUCGUACCCUCCACCCAUGCUAAGCCAGAAUGCACAUCAAGUACCGCAACAGAUGCCGCCGCCUCCAAGAAUGUAUCCACCUCCACCUCCUCCUUCACAGGGACAAGUUUUGUAUAGAACCUCCCACCUGCCCCCUAUGGGGAUUCAACAUGGCUCUACCCCUCCACCUCCUCCCCCAUCUAAUUUUGUCUCGAUAACACCUGCCCCGUUCGUGCCUUUCGGAAGUACUUCACUUGGAGAUGCCCACCCCCCUUCCCUCCCACCUCCUCCGCCCCCCCCUCCUCCGGCUUCUCCUCCACCCGUUCCACCUUCACCGACUCCACCGGCGCCUCCAAUGGUGGAACUUCCAGCUGUUCCUGAGGCACCAUCUGUGGAUUCUGGGGCUGAUGGGACCCGUUCCUUUGAGCAUGUUACUACUGAUGAUCCAGUUACUCCAGCACGGUCAGGCGAGAAUGCCCCUGUAACUGGCAGUUCACACAUUGGCGAAGUUGAUGAUGCUGGAAAGAAGGUUCCACUAGUGGAAAGAGAAGUGACUGGAGAUCUCCCUCCACCACCACCCAAGCCAGUUGAAGAAGAAGUUGUUCGGAAUAUCGAGGUGCUGUGUCAAUUCAUUGCAAAAGUUGGGCCUGAAUUUGAAAACUUGGCCUGUACAAAGGAGGCUGGGAAUCCAAAAUUUGCCUUCUUGUUUGGAGGUGCACCUGGGAGUGCUGCUGCUGUUGGGUAUGAGUAUUUUCAGUGGGUGAAAAGGAAAUAUCGUUUUGAAAUGGAAUCACAUAAAGAUCCAGAGAGGCCAUCUGAAAUGGAGAAUUCCUUGCAAUCCGGUAAUUUGGAAAAUGAAGUUGCAGUUAGUUCACCUUCUGCAUCAGACAUGGAUAUGGAAGAUGAUGUUGGCCUGCCUGGUGGUGAUGCUGGUUUCAUCAAAUUGAAUACAGAACCGACUGGAGAGUCCGCCUCUCUAACUAAUGGAAGACAUGUUGCUGAAGAGCCAGCACCUCGGAGUACUGCAGAGCACAUUCAGGAGGGUGCAGCGCCUAGCACUGUAUCCUGUUCAGGGCCUUCAUCUUUUCUGCAAGACAAAAGGGAAGAUGACAAGGAUUCAUCAUUUAUCGAAGAUGUUAGCCCAGUCAGGCCUCUGCCUGGUGCUGCUGAGUGUGCUGUCGAUGGCAACAUGCAACAGUCUGUGAGGCCGAUAACUCAAGAUUCUAGCUGGGUCAAUGUUAUGCCAACUUCUGCUUGUCGCAAAACUGCAGAAACUCCAAGGGUAUUUAUUAAAGAUGGAAGCCCGUUCCGUCUUAUACAAGGCUAUGCUUCAGAUGACAGUGGAGAAGAUGAUGAUAAGAAAGACUACGUGGAUAGCAUCAACCCUGCUAGGACCUCCCCAUCAGCUGCACUAGGCAGGUUAGGCUUGCAAAAGGAUAAGGGAUGUGAAGUGCCUUCAAAUUUUAGCCCUAAGAGUGUUCCAGAGACUGAAAGAUCCAGACUACGUACUGAUUCAAGUCAUUGUCUGUCAACAAUGCCCAAAGAAGCUGCUACUUUUGGCAGCUCAUUGCCUCAAAAAUCUGCACCACCAGAUGUUGUCUUUUCAAAUCCUGUUGAUGCAAUUGAAAAUGUGACUGAUCUUAGUAUUCACGAGCUACAUGAUCAAAGUUUGCAUGAUAAGACUGGAAAUCAUGAGCUUUCUGAGGACAAUGAUGUUGUGGGAGACAAAAGUGUCAAUGCUGACCAUCAAGUCACUCAACUUCACAUGGAGGAUGCAAAACAAGACUCUACUGCACCAAAUGUGGAUGAAUUUGGGCGAUUGGUAAGAGAAGGUGUCAGUGACAGCGAUUCUGAUGGGAUACACUACAAUGAAAGGCACGGUAAGAGGGUGAGGAGUUGGAGUCGCAGUCGGUCACCUCAACAGAGUAGAUGGAGGCAGAGAAGUCGCAGUCCCAGGAGAAGAGACAAACGCAGCCGAUCUCGCAGCUGGUCCCCUAGGAGGCGCAGGAGUAAGUCACCACCAGCUUAUAGGCGGACUACCUUAUUUGCAAGAGCAGAUCGCGAUCAGCCUCCCGAAUGUUUCAAUUUUAUUCGAGGCAGGUGCUUCCGUGGAGCAUCUUGUCGUUUUCUCCACCGUGAUGUUGGAUACCACAGGCGCAGGCAGCCACAUUUUAAAGACUUUGCACAAGGUUCUGACAACUAUGAUGUGCAUGAUGAUGCUCUGGAUUCUGAAAACUGCCACCAUGUUAAGAGUUCAGUGAGAAAUAUGGAUGUUGAGAAACGCGACGAUGUGGAUCUGGAAGCAACAAAAAGCCCUGAGAUGCAGACUGAUGAGAAAUUGUCCAAAGCCUGCACCGAGAUUACUCAUGAUGGAGUUUUGGGUAAGAAAUUUGCAGUGGACGCUGUAACAGCUGAUGCGUCACCGAGUUUGAAAAAUGAUGCUGCGGAACGACAAAUCACUGAUCAUGGUUCUCAAAAUAUUGUUAGUCAAGUGAAGGAACCACGACAAUUGGAAAUAUUGCAGAAGGCACCUAAGAUUAAUAGUGCAGAGGAAGAACAAACUCAGCCUCUGCUGGAAUCCUCCCAGCCUUCACCUGCUCAAAAAUCUGAAUGUUUGAUCAGUGAAACUGUUUUGGGUCAACCUAACACAGAGGGUCAAGCUAUUCAGACUGGUGCAUCUCAAAAUCAGGUCCCUUCUAUUCAGCCAUAUUCAGAACAUGCUCUAGUAUCUCAGACAUAUCAAAGCCAAAGUCUUGUGAGCCAUUCACAUUCAAAUUGUGGUCUGACAAGCCAGCCUGGGAAUCAAAGGUUGCUUCCAAAUGAGUUUCCACCACCCAGAGUUUCAGUGCCAGAUACUAAAUCUCAGCCAUCUCAGCUGCUACCAUCUGCACCUCAGGGUCAUCCUCCUCCCUUUUUUCCUGCGGACAGUAUUACUGCACCAUUUGCUUCAGAACAUCCUAGAGAGAAUCUCUUACCACCAGUCACAAGCUAUCACUUGCAUCGUCCACCCUUUGGUAUGUUAAGUUCCCAUCAACCACCUGUGGCUAGUGAUUACCGUUCUCAAAGUAUGCAUCCUUCGAACUCCAUGUGGCCCAAUCCCUCUCUGCCACCACCUUCAUAUGCGAAUGGAUUUCCCAGCAGGCCUGCCUUUCCUGCAACAGAAUUUUUGCGCAUGCAGUUUCAGCAAAAUGCUAUCCCACCUAGAAAUGACUUUUCUCAGCCUUCUAUAAGGCCCUACUCUCCAGGUGAGCUGACUCGUUCGCAGACAGUUGAUUUCCAUCAUCAACCUUUCCAGUCAACGGAGUCAUCUCAUCAUCCUCCAUUGCAUAUGGAUGAGUUUAAAUGGAGGCUUUUGCCAGUGGGAAAUCAGCAGAAUCAACCAUUUCCUAGAGAAGAUUGGUUAUCAUGCCCCCCUCCGAUGCCCGAAGGUUCUCGAGUCCUCUCGGAUUUGCAGCAGAAGGAAUCUCAUUUGCACCAUCAAUCUCUUCUUCGCGAUGAUGUUCGAAUUCCAUAUCCCGGUCAGGGACCUAGUUCCUCUAAGUCGUAUUCCCAAGGCAGUGCUGUGUUUCCUCCAGCCCUUUCAAACCGAUCUGAGUCUUUCCCAGGGGAUCGUCUGCCCCCAAGAGUCUUCUCUAAGGAAGAAUUCCCUUCUGUGAGCAAUGUGCCUUAUUCACAUCCUCCAUAUGGCCAACAACGCUCUGCCAGUCCUAAUUUUCCUUCAAACCUGGGUGGUCCAGGCAUGGCUAAUCCUUCUUUCCAAAGAUCGUCAUUGAGCUUCUCAGAAAGCAAUUUGCCACAUCAGCUGUCUGAUAUGGGGGCACCAAAUAAGUCUAUCCCAACCCACUACAACCCUUUUGCAUCUACUUUUGAAGAAACACCGGGAAGCUUAAAGUUUGGUUCCAGUAAAUAUGAUUCUUUGUUCAGUUCAAGCGAUGAUCCGUUAGGUGGUUCUGGUUCAAGGUUGAAAGCUUCACCACCCAAUUUGAGAAGAUCAGGAGAGCAAUUCUUGCCAAGAACUGGUGGUUAUUCUCAUGAAACUUCUGCAGAAGUGCUACCUGAUGUGCACAAUCAGUUUGUUAGGGAUCCUGCAUCUGGUACAUAUGAUCCACUCUUUGACAGCAUCGAACCAUCUUCUAACAUGCUCAAGAAGCUAGAUCGUGUUCAAGAUCAGAACCUAGCUGCUAAUGAUGCAGGCAUGGUUCCAAAAAUUAGCAGCUUGACUAGGCCUGCAGAUGUUGAGGAUAGCAAUAGGAAGAAAGAUGGCACAGGUGCUGAACUUAAGUCUGAAGUUGAUGAAUUUGGUGAGGGGGCCACAGAUGCAGAAGUGGGUGCUGUUGAGAAUGAGAGCCCUCAACAAGUGGAUGGGAAAAACUGGAGCCCAGUUAUUCCACUUGAAGUGGGGAACACUGCUGCAGGUGAAAUUGAGAUUGACCAGGUUCGAUCGCCUGGAAAGAAGAAGAGCAAGGAAUCAAGGUCAAUGAAACUUCUCAAGAUUGCCCUUGCAGAUUUUGUGAAGGAAGUCCUAAAGCCAUCAUGGAGACAGGGAAAUAUGAGCAAAGAGGCAUUUAAGACCAUUGUGAAGAAAACAGUGGAUAAGGUUUCUGGUGCAAUUCCAAGUCAUCAGAUACCUAAAACACAGGCAAAGAUCAAUCAGUAUGUAGAGUCAUCGCAGCGGAAACUGACCAAGCUGGUGAUGGCUUAUGUGGACAAAUAUGUCAAGAUGUAGAUAAUGACCGGUAGCUAUGGAGUGCCUUCUAGAGCAAUCUUCUUUCCUCUCUUUGUGGUUCCUUUUCAUACACACGAAGACUUGCUGGUGCAGGAAAAAUCUUUUAAUGAGAGGUUGAAGGCUUGAUGAGAGAGAUUGGCUUCUGACAAGGUGGGUUUUUGAGUUAGCUGUUUCACACAGCCCAGGAUUUUAGCUGAUAAUAUUCUUCUCAACAGUUCUGGGGGAGCAACAGAUAUGUAUGUUACCCAUGUCUCUAGAUGGUGUUUGCUUUUUGACUCAUUUCUGCCUGGUCAUCAAUUAUAGGUAUCUGAUUUGUAAAAUAUUGCUUAGUUUACUGUGGCAAAUUUGUUUUUGUUAUGAUUCUCCCUCUCUCUCUCUCUGAGGAGCCUCCAACUAAAGAAGCCAUGAUGCCAUAGAGUUACUCGUAGCUUUCAAUGCCUGAGUUACCAAGUUUUAUGAUUUUUUUUUUUUGUUUCAAAUGUAGAUACAGCAUUUCUUUUAAACUCGAGAAAGUUAAUUUUCCCUAAUUUGGACUUCGUGCUGUCAUUUCAGUA
This is a messenger RNA of Phoenix dactylifera (date palm), 6115 nucleotides long. RefSeq lists its product as uncharacterized. The record is from RefSeq and is a predicted model, not a curated record. Lineage: Eukaryota; Viridiplantae; Streptophyta; Magnoliopsida; Arecales; Arecaceae. Gene Ontology annotation, biological process: RNA processing. Gene Ontology annotation, molecular function: metal ion binding; RNA binding.